Messenger RNA from Didymodactylos carnosus, 2730 nucleotides. The record is from the annotation of a GenBank genome assembly. NCBI's taxonomy places the organism in Eukaryota, Metazoa, Rotifera, Eurotatoria, Philodinida, Philodinidae.
AUGUUUUUCUCUACUCUGUAUGGUGUGUCAAGUUCGUUAGCUUCGGGUAUUGACCUUAGAUAUUCAAUUAUCCGUCGUGAAAUAUUAUAUCUGAAAAUUAUGAGCAGUUUAUGGAAAAAUAUUACAACAGAACUUAAUGAAAACUCAUCAGAACCCGUUGUUUGGGGUAGUCUAAGUUUAGUCAUUAUCAUUAUAUCUACAGUAUGUGGAAACAGUCUUGUUUGCAUCGCUGUUAUUCGAGAACGUCAAUUAAGAAAUACUACCAAUUAUUUUUUAACAUCAUUAGCAUUUACCGAUUGUCUAGUGGCGUGUCUUGUUAUGCCACUAGCUGUUAUAGUUGAACUAAUAGGACAUUUUCCACUUGAUUCAUUUGCCUGUAAUAUAUGGUUAACAUUUGAUGUUUGCUGUUCUACAUCAUCCAUUUGGCAUAUGAGUGUAAUGUCAUUGGAUCGUUAUCUUACAUUACGAUAUCCGCUCAAAUUUGGCAGAAAUAAACGUCGAAGUCUCAUGGCGUAUAAAAUCAUUACAAUUUGGUUAAUUAGUUUUGCUAUUUGUUUACCACUAUUUAUAUUAGGUCAAAUAGAUUCAACAAAUGUCUUUAAUAAAGAGAAUCGUGCAUGUUUUCCACAACAUCGUACAUUUAAAAUCUAUGGAAGUAUUGUUGCCUUUUUUAUACCGUUGAUGAUUAUGAUUGUAACAUAUACAUUAACAAUGAGCUCUUUACAGCAAGCAGUUAGCACGAAAAAGAAACGUAUAAAAGGACGUAAUAAAAUGGCCUUAGUAUUAAAUUUAGCUACGAUGGCUGUUAGAUGGCGACGAGCAGUUAAUACCCCAACUGCUGCAAAAAAUGAAGAAAUACUUGAUAAUAAUAACUUUGAAUGUUAUCAACAUUCAUCGCCUGUGGUUGAAAACAUUCAGGAACAAAUUAUACAGCCAUCUCAAUCAGGCAAACGUCGUGCCUAUUCAUUACUUCCGAAUGAUUCUUCUAAUAAAACAUCUGAAACAGAUAAACGUAAUUCAAUAUCAAUUAAUUAUUUAAAUAAAAAAUUUAUUCCAACGCAACAAUUGCAAAAAUUAUUCAGUUAUCAUGCAAAACCAGCAAUACCAGACAAUAAUGAAGUAACUUUUCCAAGUGAAAGAAAUAAAAAACACAAACACUUACUUGACGUAGCAUCAACUUAUCUUGAACAAAAAGCUGGAGGAAAACGAUCACAUUCGUGUACACAAGAUUCAUUAAAUAGUGAGCUUGAACAAAGAAAAAGACGCAGUUCAUCAACCCAUACUCUAUUACAAAUUAGAAGAGACUCUCAGAAAAUAGGUGAAGAGUUAGCAAAUUUGUGCCAACAAGUAUCGUCAUUAGCAGACAGAAAUUCAAUGACAAAAUUCUCGACAUCUCAGUCAACAGAUGAAACACAUACAUUUCCAAUUGACAAAAAAGCUGUGUCAUCGGCUCUGGAAACAAUAAUACCGGAUAGCAAUUUAAAUUUAUUAUCUGAACAAGAACGUGAUCGUGCACAUAGUUUCAAUCUGCAAAGUACGAGUACAUAUGGUGCAGACAUUUCUCUGUCACCGUCGAAUCAAACAUCAUCAUCAAUUCAUCCUGUUCUACGCAGACAGGAAAAUAUUUCGGAAACUAAUGCUCUCCCAUUAUCAUCAGUGAUUCCAAAUGUUCUCAUCACUCACGAAAUUGAGAAUCGAAAUAGUCUGUUAAAACGUCGGUUAACUUCACCAUCGCCAUUAGUUCAAAAAUCGAAUGUAAAAAUGGCAUGCCGAAAACUAUGUGAUUGGAUAACUGUCACUUCUGAUGGUGAUCGACCAUUUCAUUCAAUAAAUAAUUUGACUGAACAAACACCGAUCAUGAACAAAAAGGAUUCUGUUCCACCAUUAAGUCUCUCAUCAACAUGUCUACGAUUGUUACCAAAUAUUGAACAAUUUUGUGGUGAAACAACUCUUGUACCAGAAAAUGUGGUGCGUCAACAAUUACUUGUAGAUGAUGCUGUACCAUCAUCUGUUCAUAGUUAUGCAUUGCAACGAAGUUCAAUUUGUUCAAUUACUUCAAAUCUUACAGCAUAUCAUAGACGUCAACGUCAGCGAGGUUCAUCAUGUUCGUUUCAGAUGAAUCCCAAUCCACAACUACAACAAAUCCCAAUAAAUACAGAUCGUUUAUCAUUGGCAUCAGCCACGCUAUUUCAAAAACGUUCACGCUUCAUAAACGGUAGUGUACAGGGAAGUUUUCAAAUGGUGUCCAUUGAUACAGAAUCGUCAUCGUGUUCAUCAUCAAUGACACAUACAGGCAUAACAUAUUCGGCUACAAAUCCAUUUCUUUCAACAAAAAAACACAAUCGUCCAUUUAAAAAUUUAACAAAAUCAUCUGUUAGCAAUGAACGUAAAGCUAUGCGUGUAUUAUUAGUCAUUUUUGCGGUAUUUGUUAUUUUAUGGACACCAUUUUUCAUAAUGAAUCUAUUAUCCUGUUUUGUAUCAAAUAUUCCGAAUAUCUUAUUAUCGAUGAGUACUUGGCUAGGAUACUGUUCCAGCGGUGCUAAUCCGAUCAUUUAUACGAUAUUUAGUCGUGCCUUUCGCCGUGCAUUUUAUAACAUUAUAUUUUGUAAAAAAAUUAUCACACCACGCAAAUCGCAAUUAUUCAGCCCAUCGUGUAAUACAUUAAGUAUCACGAGGAAUAAUAAUGGAAGAAAACAUUCGAAUUAUAGCUAUACUCAGGCUGGUAUUUAA